Nelumbo nucifera (sacred lotus) is the source of this 1895-nucleotide messenger RNA. RefSeq names its product Protein kinase superfamily protein. Gene Ontology annotation, biological process: protein phosphorylation; signal transduction. Gene Ontology annotation, cellular component: cytoplasm. Lineage: Eukaryota; Viridiplantae; Streptophyta; Magnoliopsida; Proteales; Nelumbonaceae. The record is from RefSeq and is a predicted model, not a curated record. Gene Ontology annotation, molecular function: ATP binding; protein kinase activity.
GACAGACACCACUCUUUUUCACUGCCAUGAACCCUGACCGGAACAGAUACUCUCGGAAUAUCUUCACCCAAACGCCUCUGAUCAGAGAGAGAAACGUAGAGGGAGAUGCUUAGGGUUAGGGUUUCAAACAAAUAUCUGGUUACGGAGAAACUACGAGGUUCUCACUCUUUUGUGGAUUUCUGUAUUACUUCUGCUCUGUAAAUGAUGAUUCUGUAAAGACACGAGAAGAGUUUGAUUAGAGGCAAGUUGAAUUCGGUAGAAAAGGCAGUAAUUUGGCGUGGAGGAGAUUCUAAUCCCCCUUUCCCCACUUCUUUCCCCUUCUAAGCUCCAUUUUCCUUUUUUUUUUCUUGAACUGCUAUCGUUGACUAAUUUGAGUACAAGACCACAAGUUUCAGACCAUAGGUCUCGAUUUGAUGCUUGGAGGACACAAAAUUGAUUCCAAGAAAUGUUUACUAAGAGUUACUGUAUUUGAUUCAUAGCGAAGUUUGCUUCAGGCCCCCUUCCAGACGCUGUAACCAAGCGGAGAAGUGUAUUUUCAUGUGCUGAUUACUCUCUCUUUUAACGCAAGAAGUAUAGUUUGGAUGAGGCGCCCGCCUGUGGCUUAAGGCUGCAGCAUGAGUUGCGGCGAGGAGAACAGAGAUGGUGUGGAUGAAGGCCUUAUGCAGAACGGGUUGGUUCCCGGUCCGGAUUUCAAGAUUGAUGAGAAACUUCUUAUCGACCCGAAGCUGCUCUACAUAGGGUCCAAAAUUGGAGAAGGAGCACAUGGGAAAGUCUACGAAGGAAGGUAUGGUGAUCAAAUAGUUGCAAUCAAAGUUCUACAUUCUGGAAAUACCCCAGAAGAAAGAGCGGCACUUGAAGGUCGUUUUGCCCGGGAAGUUAAUAUGAUGGCUAGAGUAAAACAUGAGAACCUUGUCAAGUUCGUUGGUGCUUGUAAGGAUCCUUUGAUGGUAAUAGCUACAGAACUAUUACCAGGGAUGUCACUUCGAAAGUAUCUGACUAGCAUUCGUCCAAAUCAGUUAGAUCUCUGCGUUGCAAUAGGUUAUGCUCUUGAUAUUGCUCGGGCCAUGGAUUGUCUACAUGCCAAUGGGAUUAUACACAGAGAUCUGAAACCUGACAAUCUGUUACUCACGGCAAAUCAGAAGUCUGUAAAGCUUGCUGAUUUUGGUCUUGCAAGAGAAGAAUCUGUGACUGAGAUGAUGACUGCAGAGACUGGAACCUACCGCUGGAUGGCUCCUGAGUUAUACAGCACGGUGACUUUGCGCCAGGGGGAGAAGAAGCAUUACAACAACAAGGUUGAUGUCUAUAGCUUUGGGAUUGUUCUAUGGGAAUUAUUGACCAAUCGUAUGCCAUUUGAAGGCAUGUCCAACCUGCAGGCUGCUUAUGCUGCCGCUUUUAAGCAAACCAGGCCAAAUCUACCUGAAGACUUGCCUCCUGAUCUCGCGUUUAUCCUACAAUCAUGUUGGGUUGAGGACCCUAACAUUCGCCCGAGUUUCAGCCAGAUCAUUCGCAUGCUAAACGCAUUCCUCUUCACACUCUCCCCAGUCUUGCCAUCCUCACUGGGCACUGACAGAGUCGAGUCGGCGGCUAUGCCAAGUAACGGUAUCAUCACCAAGUCAUCUGCACGUACAAGAGGGAAGUUUUCCUUUCUUCGCCAACUUUUUGCUGCAAGGAGGACGAGGAACUCGGAUUGCGUGGGUUAAUUUUGAAACAAUUCUGAAUUUUCAAUAAAGAGAAGAGAAUCCUGUGAUGUUAUAUAUACACAUCUCAAUUAAUAUGUAUUUAGUUAUUGGAAUCAUAGUUGUUAGCAACAGCCAACAGAUGAAAGAAAAUGUAUUACAAGGAACAGGAAAAGUUAACAAAGGGUUACGGGAGUGUGUUUACUCUAGUCUUCCCUA